AUGGCUGUUGCAGGCUCGACAGAUUUCAAUGGAACAGAAGACGUUGCCAAAUUAAUGGGUAAGAGGAAAAGCUGUUUGAAAAACAUUCCAUAUUUCCUAUCACAUUUCAAAAGAGAAUGAUAAUUUUGCUUAUCUAUUCUGUAGUGGUGAGAAAGUUGAAUAUGACCCGCAUCCCCCGCCUGAAGAUUAGGGUAUUUCCGAAUUGCAAUGAAAAAAUCUUAGUUAAACAGUUGUUGUUAUGCCAUGGAAUAUUUUAAACAAAAAGGUUUUUACGAGAUAUUAAUGCUGUUCAUCAUUUUGAGGGAUAUGUAUUUUUUGUUAUCUUUGUACCACAAGGGGAACUAUUUGACGACAACAACAGCGCCUGUGAAACACCAGCAUUAGAGCUUGGUUUCUUAGUGGCAGAAAGCUACAACGAGCCACCGAAAGAAAAUGAAAGAACCUUCAGGAAAGCACUUAAAUUUGUUAAAGAGACUGCUCAAAAGAUCAAGAUUUCAGACUCAGGGACGCACGUUGGGCUCGUUGUAUACGGUAAAAAGCCUUAUAUGGCUUUUGACUUCAACGAAUACUUUGACACGCCAAGUUUAUCUCGAGCAAUUGAAGAAGUCAAAACACCAGCCCAAGGAAGCAGGGUCGGAGACGCGCUUACGUUUACAAAAGAACAACUGUAUGACAAAAGUGCCCGACCAGGGAUCCCCAAGGCAUUGAUUGUGUUGUCGUCUAAGAAAUCAGAAGACAGGAUAGAACAUGGUGUUAAUACUCUUAAAAAGACUGGAGUGAAAAUCUACACGGUGGGUAUCGGAACGGAGGGCGAUUCUAUGGAAACGAGUGACAUGGCUUCAGAUGUACCGGAUACGUUUUAUGCAGACCCCUAUCAGCUGAAAACCUUGGUGACAAAACUGGUAGCCAAGCUAUGCGAAGGUUAGAAAGUACGUUAUAUUUGCGGCUUUAUUAAAGUAAGAACUAUAAUAUCUCAACGGAUUGCAGAUUAAAUUCUUGUCUACUUUACGCAUGCACUUAUUCAGCACUUGGUCAUUAAUCAUUGAAGGGGAGAGUUCAAAUAAGUAUGAAAUAUGUAGUACAUAAGAACAAAAUCUGACUUUCAAUUAUUCCAAAAUUACAAAUCCCUUACAAAUGUCCUGUAUUUCUAUCGUUAACAGAUUCCAAGGGAGAGAGUAUUCCUGAAGGUGAGCUAACCCAUAGCUUUAAUUCAGAUUCAAGAGACAUAUAUGACCUUGCUCCAUACCAGAAUCCUGCAAAUUACAACAGUUUUAGCGUACACGAGCAUAUUUAAAGAGUGGAUUUCACUCAAGAAAACACGGUUGCGAAAUUUAAGGAAGCUUGACUGCAAGCUCUAUUUUGUUCUCUGCUUACGUAUCUAAAGUUUUCCUAAUCAUUCUGUUUGAUCUUGUAGCCCCUGCAGAGCUUAAAGUGACGUCAGACGAGUCAGACUCUGCAAGUAAGUACACCUGAAAAAGACCUGCAACAACAACACUGACGAUACAACAAAAAAACAAACAAAAUCAAAAACAAAAUUGUUGUGUAUAAAUUCACAUUUAGCAAAUCCCCUAAUCAUUGUUGUUCAUGUACAGGUAAAGCUACGUAAAUCUACCUCGGAUAGAUGUGCACGCAAUUUUACGACUGAAACCAUGGAUGCUAAAACAGGCGAUAAAUUUCCCCUCUCCUUCCGAACCUUCCGUAGAAAUCCAGCCGAAUAUUUUGGCAUUUGGCGUCGCCGUGACCUUCUUACCACAACCAGAGUUAUAUCUUCACCAUCUAUUUAACAAUUAUUCCACGAGGGCGCGUUGGAUAUGAGAUGACAGAUAGCGAACGAGGCGCGUAGCGCCGAGUUAGCUAUAAUCAUCUCAUAUCCAACAAGCGCGAGUGGAAUAAUUGUUUUAUUAAAAACGCCCACAAAAUAUUAGAACAAACCGGAAAAGACAAGGGACUUCCGCUAUUCACAUGUCACGCGUCUAUCGAAACUGUCAACGCGCGAACGGACUCGCCUAGACUAGCCUGAAAUUCAUCCGAUUGCUUCGAGUCGUUUUCUCCUCUCAACAACGUCUGAAUCGACGGGCCGUUAAUACCGUCCAGUGACGUCACUCACUACCCGAAAACCGGGUAGUGAUUUUGAUUGGUUGAUUGUCUAAACAUUCGCAUAAUUAUGUAUAAUUAUGAAAAAUUUUAGCGCGAUUGUCGCUUGAUAUUCAGCAGAUCGCAUCCCCGGCAUUCUUUCGUUUAGUUCAAACAUUUCGAUAAGCUUAAUCUUUAUCUUAACCAGCAAAAUUGCCCUUGUCUUCGAAACUGAAGUGCUAAAUUGAACUGCGAAUGAAGAAUCAUUGCGGAGAGUGGGUAGGUUUUUCAUUUAGAGCCGCUUUGUGGUUUCGGCGGCCGGUGAUUUUGUUUACGCGAAGUUUUCUGAGAUCAAUGUUAUAAUUCGACCUUCUUACUAUUUUUACCGUCAAGUGUAAUGAUUCUGUUAGCUUUUCUUUCUUGUCUCCUUGUUUUUUUUCUUCGUUAAUUAAAGCAAAUCAUUGUGUUUUUGAACUAAGUGUUCCGUGUGUGUGUUUAUUUCAUUUGCGUGAUUGCGACCGAGUUUGAUAUUUAUAGAAUUUAGUACAACCGGUUCAGAGUUGUACUGCAUGCAGUUGAUAGUUUGAACGUUAAACAUGAAUUACAAUCGAAAAAAAUAAAGCAGUCCUGUAUCAUGCAGACAUUUCCAAACGAUAUUUCUCGGUUUGCCACUUGAAAAUCGUGUUUUACUUUUUGCAUGAAUUAAAGCAAAGGUCAAGGACUAGUGACGUCACUGGACGGCAUUAACGGCCGGUCGAUUCAGACGUUACUGAGGGAGUAAUAACGACUCGAAGUAAUCGGAUGAAAUUCAGGCUACGCCUAGACUGCAUGAAUGAAAAAUCAAAACAUUGUAGCGAUGAACAUUAGUUUUCUAAAAACUCAUCGGGAUUCUAGGAUUUUACACAGCAGAACAGCUAAAAAAAGCUGGCAGAUAAUGUGAAGGAAAAGAAUUUUUAAGUGACAGCCGUCGAAAUUACUGUGAAUUUGGAUUUUCGGUGCAGUUAUAAAAGAAAGAACAACGGAGAAAAACUAUUACCUCGGUCGCUUGUAUGAAGUUGUUUGAAGCCACAAGCUGGUUUUGCUGAACGAGAAAAGAAGCUAUACUGCCGCCUCGAUUGCUCUAGUGAAUGGCUGCAUAGCCUGUAUUUGUAGCUGGUUACUUGUGAUUUAUAUUCUUGAUGUGGGAUAAACAAGCCGCAGUUAUCUAUCGGCGAGUGACUCGAUCGGCGAAUGGUUUCGCGAUCAUGAAGAAACAACACUUGUCUUCUUUCGUAGCUGGUCAAGGUACUUUUUGUUCCAUGUGUUUUCAUGUGUUUUUCGACAAACUUUCAAACAAGCUCUUGUGGCUUUUUUGUUUGUUUUUGUCUUUUUUCUUUCGACGAAAUUGCAUUUCCAGUAUUCUAAGAAAUGAAUUAACACGAUUUGCUUCGGGCGCCGUUCUAUCCUUCGCGAAAAAAAAAUCUCAGCUAGCUUCCAAUUUUAAACUGACGCGUACACAGACCAUAUAUGGAGAGCAUGGUAUUUUAGCUCAUAUACCAUAACGGCUAAGCCAAUCAAAAUGCUAGAAUUGCAUUAUCCAAUGAUUCAGUUUUUAAUAAACUGCAAUAUUGGACGUUACGUUGAGUUGUUCUUGUUUCCGUUUGUUGUUUGUCUCAUUUGGCUAUGAAUGGUGGCCUUACGUUUACCACGUAAUAAUUUGUAACCACAGGAGGCUGCAAUCUGUACCGGUCAUCGGCAAGUUUUUGCCAAAAGGCGUCCAAAAUUCUAACGAAUCAGCGAUCCACCACUUAAUAGAAGUUUUCCUGGUUCUAAUAUUGCAUUGAUAUUUUUCGGUUCGUGGCAUCUACCUGCCAUGAGCUACAACUUGAAGUAUUGGUCGCUAAUUUACAUCAGCUGACUUUUUAAAUGUCUCUGAUUAGAGGUUACGUUGAAAUUAAUUUAUCUCCAUACUUGAUUCAUUUUCAGUGAAUCCGGAAGAAGAACCAAGCCCUUCAAAAAACAUUGUUUCAGUAAAUGGUGAGAUGUUCAUAUCCCUGGCAUGAUAUAGCCUACUUUUGGGUUCCUACAUGUAUAUUAGGCAGUUGAUAAGAUUCUGUUAGAAGAAUAUAACAAGAAGAAGAACUUAUAAAUACUAAUUUCAAACAAACACUCUUCCCAUAGAUAUUACCAAAUCGGAAAAUUGCGUUUAUAGUACACCCCUCAGUUUUCAUCUUUUCUUUGAGUUUCUCCAUAUCAGUAAAAAUAUUUCUGAGGUCAGCCACCUUUAAGUGCCCGAUCAGGCUGAUCUAUUAUUCUCUGGAUCAUCAGUCAGAGAUGGUAUUUUAUUCUUGUUGUUUUAUUAUGUUUUGUUUGUUUAUUAUUUAGUGUUAGGAGGGGAUUGUGUUCUUUAUAAUAAAAAGAUUUCUCUAGUAGUACUGAAAACAGUAUAACCAAAUAACAAAAAAAAGAAAUGGAGAAGACUAGAAAUUACUAUUAUGAGAAUUUCAAGAAUAUUGUAAUCCUGAUAUCAGUUUGCAUCGCAUCCACUUAUUUCAGGCUACAUCUUUGCACUAAAACUGAAUCUGGAACUGAAAUUGAAAUAAUUGUGAGGAAAUUUACGGUGACCAGUGCUCCUAUUUAACGAUCAUCCUGUAUUUAUAACGUGAUCGACUCUGAGCACAUGUUGAUUGAAGGUUUUAUGAUUUAGUGUUGCGUUUCAGAUUGUUGUUCAGAUACUUAUGGACAUCAGCAUGAAGUUGUAGGGACUCUUCAUGUGGGAUGAUCCUCAUCACGAUUUAACCUCAUUCAGACCUGAGGGUAGGGGGGCUUGAUUCCCACUCCAUCUUUAAAAUUGAACGACUUCGAAACCGUUUAAGCUAUGCAUAUGUGACCGCCAUGCAACUCCUGAAAUUUACCUGAAGAUAUUUUAAAGUAUUUGUGACCCCUACGUCAACAUUGACGACAUCAUGGUAAGCACCAUUUUUUAACAGCCAUGUUUAGCAAAAUUAAGCACGUAAAUUCGGUCUUUUGCAAUAAUUUAAUCAAGGGAAAGACAUAAUUUUACUAAACGAGUGCAGCUAAAAGCCACUUUAUCUUUUAUCCCAUAGGGGUGGAGUCACCAAGUCAAACAUCACAACCGGGAAACGAAGGUGAGUCUCUUCUAAUGGCUUUUUAAUCGGCAAACGUAGAGCUAAAAACAGUUAAAAGAUUGUAAUUGUCUUCUUCGCCUGUGUAAAGGUUAGAAACCGUAAGCUAAGGGAUUCCAACAAAGUCUAUUGCCUCGCAGGUCCACGACCCAACAAGGUGGAUCUGGUGUUUCUCAUUCAAAGUUCCGGGAAGAUGGGUUUUGGGGACUGGAAGAAAACAAUUUCCUUUAUGAAAUACGUGACGCACGCAUUUGACGUAUCAAGUUCUGAAUCGAGAGUUGGAUUGAUUGUGGAAGGAAACACGUUUCACGUCGUUUUGGAUUUCAAAAGAAUUGCCAAAAAGACGCUUUUUCUGGCUUUGGCAGGAUUAAUACCCAUUCCAUUUGGUGAUCUUAAAAUCGGCAAAGGCUUGAAAGAUGUCGAAGAUCUUGUUAUAAACCCAAGUGGAAGAGAUAACAUCCCAGAUGUAGUGAUCGUUUUAACAGACGGCAAGUCUGUUGAUGACGUCAAGAAACCAUCAAAAUCACUACAAGAUAGCGGUGCCGAAAUAUAUGCUAUUGGUCUGGGAGACAACAUUUCACUUGGUCAAUUAGAGGAAAUUGCAAGUUUCCCUAGUACCAAAUAUGUAUAUCAUGGGAAUUAUAAGGAUGUUGUACAAAUUGCGAGUCAAGUAGUUGCCCAAAUUUAUGACCACCAUUUUUGUGGAGGUCUAAGCUCUCUGUUGAGAAAAUUGCUGCAUAAAGAAGAAACAAGAAAGAGAACAUCUGCGGUUCAAAAAAUGGUGAAAAACAAAGCAAAUUUUAAGAAAACGUGAACUCAGUUGCUUCCUGCUUAUUGUUGUUGUUGAUACUUUUUUUUCGCUUGUUUUCCCCUUUCAGUUCUUAUGAUUGUUUCCUUUUAAAUCACCAAUAAAUGAAUAAAUGAAGUGCUUUAUUUAUCCUUCCCCUUCACACCAGAGCUUAUUAAACCCUAAUAAAUAUAACUAAGAAAACAGUAUAUUUAUGUUAGACAUACGACGACUCAAGUUGAGGCUUGUUUUUAUAAACAUCAAAUAAAAGAGAGUGUUAAGCUUAAAGACAGUACGUCUGCCUUGAACUAACAAUGCGCAAUGUGUAUGGAAUUAUCUUGAGAACAGUUUUCAGUCCUUCACAGAAAGAAAAUCUCACUUAAUAUUACAUCGGCCUUUAAUUUGAAAUUUUUUUUCUGGCUAUGCCCAAUAAAUGCGUAGUUAGGGUACAAAAAUCUCAAACUUAAUGAAGAGCUUUGAUUUUCCAUAAGCGAACAAAUCAAAGAGCAAAUGAAAGGAUACCGUAUUUAUUCGAUUAACCGCCCUGGGCGCUUAUUAAAUUUUUGGACCUUGAUAGUGGGCGCUUAUUCGAGGUGGGCGCUUAUUCGAGGCUGGGCGCUUAUUAAAUUUUCGCCAUUCUCAGCAAGUGUAGUUUGUUUAUUUUGCUACAAAAUAAUAAAUGGUAAUAACAAAAAGCGAAGAAGUAACAAAGCAAGGUUACAGCCCAAUCUGUAAAAUACUCUGAAGAAAACUCCGUCUUCGGGAGGGUCUCUUAUUAUGUCUUAUUUGAGUUUGUGUGGGAGGGAGUGGGGUGGGGUGGGCGCUUAUUCGAGGCUCGGCGCUUAUUAACUUUUUCUGCCUUUGGGAUGGGCGCUUAUUCGAGGUGGGCGCUAAUUCGAGGUUGGGCGCUUAUUCGAAUAAAUACGGUAUGUCAAGGUUUUAGAAAAAAAAUCCUUUAUCCUGUUCCUCUCCAAAAAAUAUACCACUACAACAAACACUAUUGUUUGUGGCUUGCUUUGUUUGCUGGGAAUGAUGUUUUACAAUGAAUCUACAAGCUCGAUUGAAAAUCUUGGGGGGAGGGAGGUAAACUUUGGUUGUAUAGCCGCUUUAAUAAUCGUUUCAAUUUAAUAUAAAUUACAGACAAAUGAAGGUUAAGGGCAAAAAUCCCCAACUAAACCACUGUAGAAAUUCAAAGUUUAACGUAACUCGGACAAGGGUGGGAGAAGUGGGUAAAAAAAAGGAGAUGAUUCACUGCUUCUGCUGCGGUUUUUUCGAGUCCGUCCAAAACCACGAGGGGUGGAUAGGUAGAUCGCGUAAAGGGUUCACAGAAAGUUCAAUAUGUUGCACCCCCUAUUGAAAUGCCGUAGCCACCAUAAUAGUUCGGUUUAAAAAUUUGCCGAGGGACAGCAUAAUACGUUUAUUGUCUGAAAAACAAUUUCUUUCUUUCUUUAGCUUCCUAGUGACUUAGAUAUUCAUAACGUUGAUUUAUUAUUGUUGCUUUUUUUCUUCAAUAAAUGAAAUUUGUUUAUUUCAAGACGUGAAUCUUCUGUGACAGUCAUCCACUGAAUACGAACAAAAUGUAUACAACAUAUAUUUAUUUACAGCCUUCCCGUCAACCAAGCAUUCAAAAGGUAAUGAGCAGGAAGGAGAGGUUGAACAUGAUGUCUCAAAUGAGAACGACAGUUUUGAAGACGCGGUGACGCACGGGGGUCACAUGGACAAGUCGGGUGAUAUGUUAUCUGGAACAAAGGAUAUGGCUCAUACGUCAGUGCAAGCGGAUGGCGGAGUGACAGCUACAGCCAAUGAUUAUGAGACAUCCCCUGACAAUCAAAAGGCAGAUGGGCAGAAUUCAUUACUGAAAACGGACACGACAGAAAAUAUGACAACGGCCACUCCGAGAAGUAAUGUAUUUCUCAUGUCGCAAAGAUUUAUUUGUUCCCGCAAUCAUCAUCAUCAUCAUCACCAUCAUCAUCAUCAUCAUCGUCAUUAUAUAUAAACCUGUAUUAAGCAGACACCGUAUUAAGCGGACAACCUCUAUUAAGCGGACAGUAGCCCAAGUCCCAAAAUUUAUUUCCCUUAUUUACUUUAAAUGAAACCUUUAUUAAGCGGACACCUCUAUUAAGCGGACGCGGACACCUAAAAAGUACCUGAAAUGGUCAUUCCUAUUGUUGCCAACCUGUAUUAAACGGACACUAGUAACCAAAUGCCACCAACCAACAUGCCAGACACCGGAAAUGCUAAAGAUUGCCUCGAAUUGCCACCCACAAAUAUUUUUAUUUUUACAUUAAAAAACGUGACUUGACGAACUUAUUUGAUUAGUUUCCCAGUACAGUAUUGUUUUCUAUUUCGUUUUGUUUGUGUAGAGCUUUUUUCACUAAUCUGAUUUCUUCAAAUUUGAGUUGCAAUAUAUGUUUAAGGUACUAUGAUCAAUUGGUCCACUUUGAUAAAGAAACUCAUACAAACGUAUAUCGUCAUAGUCUCUGGGAGUCUUCUAAACGUUUCCACUAUUCAUUUGAAUGGCAUUGGACACCUCUAUUGAAACCUGUAUUAGGCGGACACCCUGUAUUAAACGGACACUACAGCUUUCCCCGAGGGUGUCCGCUUAAUACAGGUUUCACUGUAUACUAGAAAUACGUGGGGAUGGGGGGGGAGGCCCAUAAAAUGUCAGGAAUGGUAGGGGGAGAGAAUUAGAGUAAAUUGUUAAGCUUAGGAGGGUGGGUUUCAACACUGGCUCUAGUACUGGAAGGUGAGAUGUACUUAAUCUCCUUUUGGUUGGAGUAAAUUUGAACCCAUUGCUCUGUCGUUAAAAAGGAUUUUCUCAAAUUUUCUCAUUUUCUCAGUUUUCUCAUUUCUUCAGUUGCUGUUGUCUGUUUCUCCUCUGGGUUGUACCGUUCCAUAAAAAUUAAAAAUUCGUUAUAACAAGUCAAAAUUAACAGCGUCAUGGAUUAACUUUAGCUAUCUUGGAUCAGACUAUCGAUACUGUUACUCAUCGGCAAAGCAGUGUAGAUUUUGAUAAGGAUAAAAGAUACAGAUGAACGUAUUGGUAAAACCCUUGCACUUUUUGUUACUUUCAGAUAGCACUCCGACGAUUUCUCACAAACAUUUGCUAAAGCUGAAGGAUCUUGCUAAUAAAGGUAAGUCCCAGUUGGAUAGUUAUUUUUGAUACAUGACUGAAGGGUUUUACCAUGAAAGGGGAACGUCAUCGUUGGCGCAUAAACUUCGGAUAGGUGUGUAUGUAACCCUAUUAAGGAUGAAACAAACGAAAGCUGAUUUAAGGGAUUAUCAAACUCGAGGAAAAUUGUGCGAAUAUAGAGGUAGAGUCAUUAUCGCUUAUCCCAACAAUCAUAGAAAGAUUUCGGUCGGCAGCCUGGAAAGCAUUCGACGUCAUAUGAACAAAAUAAAAACAAAUUCCUCACUAAUCCCUCUCUACUGAAAUAGAAGUAUAAAUAGAAAGCCACAAACUGUACAGACCUCUCCGACUUUAAGGGUACUUCAUUCUAAAUAAUCAGUAUUAAACGUGGAUGCGUUUCUGAGAGUAACAAUUAAUUCUUGAUUACUUAUUUACGUUCAUUAACAAUAACUGCUAAAUAUAGAUAAACAUAUAUUUUUGUUUCUCUACCAUGCUAUAGUUUGUUCUGCUAAAGCGGAUAUUGGGAUACUUAUUGAUGGCUCCUCAAAGGUUACACAAGAGAACUUUUUCAAGUUGUUGUCCUUCACGAAAAACCUGGUGCGGUCUUUUUCAAUCUCUAGAGAUCAUGCACACAUUGCCGUGGCAACCGCAUCCAAAGGGCCUCACAUGAGUUUUGAUUUCCAAGGCUUCCAUGAUGAAUCAAGCAUAACAACAGCUAUAUCGCGCAUAACAUAUCAAGGUGGCCCGUUUCUCUUAGGUAAGGAUGUUUUGUCUGACGACACAUCUUGAAUGAUAGAACAUUACAUUGUACACAAAGUACGUGCCUAGCAUUCCUGUGAUCCUACUCGCUCUGAACCAUGUGCUCUUGUAAUGGCGGUUCACCAAUGAACUGAUGUUGUUGUGUUCGAUCCUUGUCGUAUUCCAUACCUAAACAAAUCAGCAAGUUUACAGUCUUACAAAACUUAGUAACACGUGUUCCUUAAGUUCAUAAGGCAGAUUAUCGCAGUAAAUCAUACUCUUGACUACUACUAAAUUGACUUAGUUUGAUGCAUGGAUGGAUGAUUAUAACUGAUUUUGGUUACUGAUGAUUGAGGUACUCUAAAUACCCACGGAAUUAACUUUUUAUUAACUACAGUCGAAUUUCUCCAUAACGGGCACCUUGGGGACAGAAGAAAGUGGCCGUUGUGGAGAGCAGGCCGUUAUAGGGAGGUAGGGGUGUAAUAUGUGACCCUCCACAGGAAUUUGAUGCUAAAGGUGAAAGCACGCUCACGACACGCUUGCACGACACGCUUAGCGUUCCGUAGAUCACGAAUAUGCGCAUAUUAAAUUGAAAAAUUGUAGCGUGCCAUAUGUCACGGUAAGCGUGCGAAUUAUAGCAUGCUUAGCGUGCAAUUUGGGUAAGACACGCUGAACACGCUUGAUUAUUAAAACUGCUAAGAUGAUAAAAAUGGCUUGGGUUUUCAGCGGAUUUAAUCAGCAUUGAUAACUGGUCGAAGUGAAUCAAAUAUACCAAUUGAGACUGUUUUGGAAUUUGAUCGUAACCGUAGCCAUUUGAAAAUCACCACUUAAUGGUCGUCUAGCCUGGAAUUAACGCGAGAUCAGUGUAAACCAAUUCCUCCAGCUGUCGGCUGUUGACCGGAUUCGCAAAGAGGCCUGCUAUCGCAUGUGAGGCACUGAAGUUAUGUCGCCUGAAAAUUAUAGUUAUGCCACCGGAAUAUUUAUUAGCAGUAAUGUACAGAGAAAUGAAGUUGAAUAAAUUAGUUUAAUAUAUUUCUUUAAGCCAUUCUGAGACGAACGAAGGUAAAUCGGAGAAACAAAAACUGCCUAGAAUUUUCUACAGCUUGAGGAAGGCUAAACAUUUCUAGAUGACCGUUCCAUGCUUGUACAAUUUUCGAAGCUUAUCUAAUAAGUUCCUUACGAUUUUCUGAAGUUUAGUUUUUUUCCAGUUUACUCCCCAGGUUAAGCUAUUUUUCGUAGAGAAAGGAAUCCUAAAAUUUUCGGAACCGAAAAUACGAUAAAAUUCUCACUUUCCUAAAACUUUUAAUUGGAAGCUAAAUUUUUCGGAUAAUUAAUGCCGAAGCCCUUGUAAUUUCGAAAAGACUGAAUUUGUCCUAGGAUGCUAGGAUGCAUUUAAGAGGAAAUCGUCGUUGGGUGCCCCUGACGAGCGAAGCGCUAUAAAUCAUAAUUUAUGUGAAGAUAUCUCGUUACGCUAUGCUAAGACGAAUCAAGCGCUGUAAACGUGUACUAUAUCUCGUUCUUCACAGGACGAAAAAAACAAAAAUCUGUAAACUAAAAACAGUGUAGAAAACUAGACUACGUUGCGAGAAACACAGAGGCAAACGUGUUUCCUUUAGCGGGUACAUCAUGGUAAGCCCGUUUUUCCAUGUUUCCGUCGCUGCGUUCAUAACAGACGAAAUAAUAACGAUAAUUCAGUAGUACUAUAAAAUAUAUUUCGUUUUUUCCGAACUUUGAUGAGACGAAACAAGCGCGAUAAGUCUCAGGUAAUACCAUGCUAGGACAUGUUGGAUGUUGAGCAUGGUGAAAUUUCAGGCCUCAUGAGUGAGGAUUGCGGCGACGUAAAUCUUGCGCCACAAGUUUGAUUCGCCCUCAUUUAUGGAACAAUGGGAUAAUGUUCGUACAAAAAUAAACACUAAGUGUAGAGGGAAGAGAAGAACCGUCGUAAAAAGGCUUCAAAGGCAAAUUUAAGUUAAAUUAAGAAUUUUCUGAGAUAAGGUCAUUUUUUUUUUCCGUGAAGUUAAGAUUGUAUAAUACUUAGCGUACGUAUCUUUCUCUUUCAUGGCGUUUUUUUUUCUUUUCUGAUAUGCCAUGUAAUAGGAAAGUGACAUGGUAAUUUUUAACUCUAAGGUUAGCAUUUUGUAGACUAUUUCUUUAGAAAUUAGUUUCUAUGUAAAAAUUUGGUUGUAAAUAUAAAAGCGACGGUUUUUUUUACGUCUUAUCUUAAAUUCCGCUUUGUUUUAAUUUAGUCCUCAAGGCACUACCAAGUUUCAGGAGGGUGACAAAUCUACUCGUGCAUCAACGUAAAACAGGCAUUUAAAAGACGCAGUAAACUUGCGCGACAUACUAAAAAAUUAUUUUCGCGCCGCUUAUGCCGUAAUACUUCUGAUGACGACGCUAAUGAUGGUUGUAAAACAAACGGCAAUCACAAGAAAGACAACAGGAUGAUUACGGAAUUUGGACAAUAAGACUGAAGUAAACGCGAUGUAAUAUUUCAAGAAGAACAGAUUUGCAUACAUUGUUUAAACGCUGGUUUCGCCUUUUGUGUUAUUGCCGGCUGGAUCAAUUAAGCAACAUUGCAACCGUAUUGGAAUUUUGGUACAUCUAGAAAAGUAGGCUGGUUUUCAUUUGAUCACUACGAUCCUUGCAAUCGCUAAAAAAUAAAUACAAUUUAACGAUCCUGGCACUUGAUGAUUUCUGUUUGAUCGCUGCGAUCGGCGAGAAAGUGACUAAAGUCCGAAAGAUCACUGUUUCUGAGAAAAUUGCAAAUGUGUUUUAAAUUAAGGAAUGUGUUUUAAUUUAAGGGUGUACAACGUGCUUACUGUAUCCCAUAGUGGUAAUCAAUCAUAUAUAAUGUAUAGAGAUAAAAUACCCCGAAAACUUGAAUAAUGUUUUGAAUCAAAAUGUUACCAUGAAAAGAGGAGCAAGGUUCGCAACAUUCGCCAUUAGUAUCAUAGACAAUUUUUGCUUAUUGCAGCAUUAUAAAAAUACAAUUGGCGUGAUUUAUAUUCAACGCGCCAUAGGGAUCACAUUUUAUGACCAUUCUCUACGUUUUCAAAAGUCAGCUGAAAAAAACUGUCAGUUGUAGAGAGGUUUAGACAAGAUUCAAUGCAGGGAUUGUCCGCCGGGACUAAAAAGAGUGGCCGUUGUAGAGAGCUGGCCGUUGAGGAAAGGUGGCCGUUCGUGGAGGUUCGACUGUAACUUUUUAUGGUUUUUCACCCUAUCUUGUUCCCACCAUUAACAUAGCCAUAGCUUUAACCUCCAGUAUAAAACACGUACACAACCCACAAUCCUCUGAUACACUCUGAUGAAGGGUUAACCCUUAAUACGUCAGCAUCUCUAUCAACCUACAAUAGCCGAUGUACUGACUUUUCAAUUCAGUUGAUAAAUCCAAAUCUUUAUGUGUUACAGGAUCUAGUUUAACUGGCUUGAAAACAAGCUGGUUCAAGAACAGUGGUCGAAAAAGUUUUCCUCAGUUACUUCUUGUCCUUGCUACUACUCAGUCGAUUGAUGAAAUCAAAGCACCAGCACGUGUUCUGCGAGAUAGAGGAGUGCGCAUCGAGACCGUGGGAAUUGGAACACUGUUUGACGGAGUGCAGCUCAAAGAAAUAGCUACUCAUCCUGCUCAAGAUCACGUGAUGGCCGUCUCAAAGUAUGAGUUACUUCCAAUGAUAAGGCCAUUGCUCACAGUUAGGAUGUGCAGAGGUGAGGGACAGUACUUCGAAUAUCACUAUUUUGUUGAUUAUAUCCUGGUGCCGUUUACACUGAAGGCAAAUUUCAACCUCAGCACACGUGUAGUAGUUUCCUCGGUCGUAAGACAUACGUCUCUUUCCUUAUAUUAAUCAUGGCAUUUUCCCUAGUACUUUACCACACAUUGGCACUGCUUUUAAUUAACUGAUAUAUUUUUUUUCGAUAUUUUACUAGCUGUUGGAGGAAAACUUAUUUCACGACCAGUUUCAGGUAGGAACAGUAAGUUUUUGUGAAGUCAUCAUGGAGUUGGAUUUGUUCUCUAUUUUAUUCUUCAAUUCUUAAUAUUUUUUCUUGACUAUACUGUAAAUAAGAACAUGUAUUAUCGGCUGUUGCCACUGAUUAGUUAAAAUUAACUCAAAUUGAUAUCAUUAGGAAACAUUUAAGAAUAGUAUAAACUUUUAAGAAUAGUAUAACUAACUUGUACAAAGAUGAAUUAGCAAAUGUCUUUAACCCCGAUAAACCAUGUUCAUGGGGUCUUGCACGUAACUGUGGGUGCCACUGGCUACAAUAGUUUAAUAAGCGUUUUUUGAGAUUUUUACUGAUUUAACUGGGAGGUACCCUGCAUGGGACUCCACGUCCCGUUUGCACCUAACCUUUUGGUCUUUUUUUUUUUCGUUACUGUAACUAUUUAUUUAGAGAGACCCAGACCAAUAAAGUUGAUUAAAAAAAAGCAAACAAACAAACAAACAAAACAAACAAAUAAAACAAAUUUUCGUCCGUCGGAUGCAGGAAUGUAUGAUAUGUUCCACAGACUAACUCUUUUUACAUGAUUUAAAUUUUAUACGUUUUAGAGAUUCGUAGCAAAGACCAACCACUGAUGCCGACACCUGCCACUUUAACAAAUCAAGCCACUGCCAAUGACGAAAUGAAUAAUUCUCAACAGCCUCCAUCUGAAAUACAUAUGGAACAAGAUCCAGAAGUGACUCAAGACGAAACCACAGACCAAGUCAAACACAAGAGUGAACAAUACAAGUUAAAAGCGAACCUAAAGCAACAAAUGGAUCAGUUGAACCAGAUUCACGAAAAGCACAGAGGAGAAAACGGUUUAAGUGACCAGAGAGACGUUGAGAAAGAAAAACUAAAGGAGGUAAAUAAAAUCACAAUUAAUUCAAAAAGUAUUCACUCAUUAAUAAACUAUUUUUCGUUAAAAAUGCCCAGCAGUUAGGAAAAUGAAAACGUUGAUUGGUGAAGGAAAGAUCUGCGAUGCAGGGGUUAAUUUUCAGAGGGACUGGAAAAGCAAAUUUUAUGAGGUAUGAUUUUAUUGCGAUUUUUAUCCUUUGAGGACAGAAGCAAAGCAAAAUUACAAGCCUGUGUCAGGUAAAAAUAAAAAUGCUUUAAUGCCAAUAGUGACCUGAGCACACUGAAAAAAUUACCAGGAAUUAUUAAUGGCCAACCUGCCAGAAAUAUACUUCCAAGUAAACGAUAGUAACGCUUUGAAGUCUAUAGCCUGCGUCGCAGACGUAAUUCUAAUAGCCAUGGUUAGUGAUUAACCAAAGUUUAGCUUCGUCUGUGGUGAAGGCUAUGAAAUCUACAAUGCUCAAUCAAGUGUGGCAUGUUUAAAGAAUCGAAUUUUGUAACAGGCUUACUGUUUAGUCCCAAGGUUCUUCAAAGGGCAAAUUUACAUUAUUAAUUAUUUAUUUACCUCAUUUGCUCUGUUUUUACUUAUUUCAGGACAUUAGGCGAAAACUUUAUGCGUUAUUACAUCGACUUGGUGGGACGAAGAAAGAUAUUAAAGCUGCUUACAGGUCAAUAAUCUACAAUAUCAAUGGACAUCAUGCUGGUAAGAAUGUAUACAGUACUUUGAAUGUUAGUUUAAACUAGUUUUUGAACAUCUUAUACAAAAACGCGUUUCAUCGAUUACCUGCAACACAACAGAAUGGAAUCAUGACGGUGACUUUGCUUACCUCGUGAAAUAAUUUACAAAAUACAUUAGUUUCUCCUACUAGCAAUAACCAAAGGUUACGGAGUAUGGGCGACAACAAUCGAAGGUCAAAACGCUUUUGCCCCAACGCUGUGCUUUGCGUAAGUUUCAUGUGAGAGAUGGUCAAAACACGCGUGUUCAGAUUACGAGUGAUAGAAGGUCCAACCGCGCGUGAUCAAAUUGCGGUCUGUGUAUUCCAUUCAUUCUUAGUGGAAGUCCAAACGAAUGCUGGCUAAAUACAUGCGACGCAUGCAUAAUAACAACCUAGAGAUUAGGAUUGCGGGCUCUGUUCUUGUCGCCCGCAAAAAAUGUCUCUUCCCCAACUUUUUUUUUUUCUUCGGGUUAAGAAGGUGCUGCUUUAAUCUGCAGAGAGAAUGGACACGCAAUUCAGGACUUUGAAUACCAAACCAAUGAUAUUUCCAACAAAAGGAAUUUACAAAUGGGUUCGUCAUAAGCCUCUCGUACCCAUUAUCCCUGUAUUCUAUGAAGCGGCGAAACACAGUUUGUUUCAGUGUUGUUUUGAAAGUAAAACUGGCCACUCUGAAGAUGUUAACUCUGGACACUACUUUAUUAGCAAUACCGCACCUUAGAAUAAGAUUUUAAUUAAAUGAGUCAUUGAUAUUAAUCUGUUUUCUUUAGGCAACAAUUGUAUAGACAAGCAUAAUUUGUGUAAACAGUGGGCAAAAGAUAACCUUUGUGAGAGGGGAAAUGAGACAAUGGACUCACAGUCAGUACAAAAAGUGUGUCCAAAGUCAUGCAGCGUAUGCUUCAAGUGA
Messenger RNA from Porites lobata, 16297 nucleotides. NCBI's taxonomy places the organism in Eukaryota, Metazoa, Cnidaria, Anthozoa, Scleractinia, Poritidae. The record is from the annotation of a GenBank genome assembly.